Atta colombica is the source of this 3087-nucleotide messenger RNA. It is a transcript of the gene Tsf3, whose product is annotated as transferrin. Bases 712 to 2913 code for a protein of 733 amino acids. The transcript is spliced from 16 exons. The record is from RefSeq and is a predicted model, not a curated record. NCBI's taxonomy places the organism in Eukaryota, Metazoa, Arthropoda, Insecta, Hymenoptera, Formicidae. Gene Ontology annotation, biological process: iron ion transport. Gene Ontology annotation, cellular component: early endosome; recycling endosome; plasma membrane.
UGCCGCUGGACAGUCAGAAACUUCGAUCGUCAUUCAUCUACUUCGUUCGGGAUUCGUGGACCUUCAUACUCAGUGUGGUUAUUUUAUACUCGCGAUUGCGUGUCAGAUGAUAUUUUCAACCGCGAGUUCUCGCGGUCUUCUCACGGGCAUAUUCUCAGCAGAACACGCGUCUCUCGUUCUGCCUACGGAAUGCCGUAGAUAAACAAGAAGAGCGAAAAAGAAUCUCAGUGUAAAAGCACGCGAUGGAAGAGUUGAAAGAUCGAACGCGAGUCAGCAUUUUUCAAGAUUGGAAUAACAGGAGAAAUGGGCAUCUCUUUGUGAAUUUAAGCAUUUUAAUCUGAAAAUUUUCGGAGUGAUUGAACUAUUCAAGAGAUCAACUAUACUUGAGAAUUUACUGAGGAAAACAUAUUUCAAAACUUAUUAUUGUUAGACAUGAACAAUUUCAAAUUGGAGAGACGUUAACUUUCGUUUUUAAUUAUAAUCAGUUGUGGAUUCAGUGAUAUAAGCGAUCUCGAAGCGGUUCUACAAAAAGAAUACAAGUGACUUUACUUGAAUUGGUCCAGCAAAAUAUAACUCAGUGAUAAUUAUAUCAUAUUACUGUUCUUUGUACGAUAACAGUGAUCACAUCAAAUAAUCAUGAGAGUGCGGUGGCAUUAAUUGGAAAAUCUUUUUUCGGGAAGUACUGUUAAAUAGACGAUUUUAUUCAAAGGAAUGGUAGCAGAGCGAAGAUCGAUCAUGAAUUUUCGUAUAGUUUGUUGGUUCAUUUUCUCUCUUGUCACAGCUUUCGUAAAUAGUUACGAAUACGUCAAUGCUGCUAACAAGUGGUCACUGUGCUUAGUCGAUAGUGUACAUACUACGCAAAGAAUUCUUUCACUCUGUCCGAAACUGGCUAAGAGUCCGGUAGAAUGUAUUAUAGAAACUGAUAGAUUUGGGUGUUUACGUCGAGUAGCCAAUGGUGAUGUCGACUUCACUGUGUUGGAGCCAGAAGAACUUGUGGCGAUAAGAAACUACAAAUUAUACAGUGUACUAGUCACGAAUGAAUUAAGACUCUUCUCAGAUGAUGACCAUCGUUUUAAGGUAGUGGCCAUAGCACACAAAAAUGUGCAACGUAUAUGGGAUGUCAAGGGAAAGCGAUUGUGUCAUCCCGGUUUAGAUACAGUCGAUGAUUGGACUAAAAUUUUCUCAAUGUAUUUUGAGAAUCUGAUAAUUAAAAAAGAAUGCGACGCAAACAUGACGCUGUUCGAGAACAGAAUGCAUGCUCUGUCCAACUACUUCGAAAUGGCUUGCAUCGCUGGCCCUUGGUCGGCAGACACAACAUUUGAUUAUCAAUUGAAAUCGAAAUAUAGGAAUCUCUGUGCCGCUUGCGAGAAGCCAGCUAGCUGUUACAACACCGACAAAUAUUAUGGACGAGAGGGUGCCCUGUUGUGUCUCACCGAUGGCAUAGGCGACGUUGCCUGGGUCAGAUUAGGAGAUGCUCGCGUACAUUUCAAGGCACAGAUGAUCGAUGUGCAAGAUUACAAAUUUUUAUGCCCAGACGGCACCACGAGACCGCUAAACUUUGAGGAACCCUGCAUCUGGAUAUCUAAACCAUGGCCGGUCAUUGUAGCAAGACCAUCGAAUGCUGAAAAUAUCGCCCAUAUGAUGAAUUCGAUGAUAAACAGAACGUUCAGUUGGGAAUCCAAUGUCUUACAGUUGAUGGAGAACUAUUACAUUACCUCUACUGACGUGAAAGAUUUGCAAACGCCCGAUGAUUACUUACAUCGAUAUCCAAACUUCUUGAGCGCUAAUGUUCGAACGGGUUGUCUACCAUCAAGAGACGUACGUUGGUGUCUAGUAUCCAAUCUCGAAAAGCGUAAGUGCAGCUGGCUAAGAGUCGCUUCUAUCGUUUACGGUGUAGAACCGUUGAUCUCCUGCUUUCAAGAAACUAGUAGAGAAGCAUGCGUAGAGGCCAUACGGGAAGGAAGAACGGACAUUUUUUUGGCGCGGCCUGAAGAGCUUCUCGAAAAUAAAAUGAUGGGUUUGAAGUCUAUUAUCCAUGCGAUGGCGCACAGCCGACAAGAGUUGAAUAGGAUUGCGGCGGUUGUCAAGAGGAAUUCCAAGUUCAGAGUUAUGAAGGAUCUUAAAGGUGCCAAGGCGGCCUUCACAGGCUACAGAAGCGUCGGUUGGAACGCUUUUGUAACAUUAAUGAGGAACGAGUCGAAUGGAAAUUGGGACUGUUCGGACGCGCAGGCUAUUUCAAAAUUCUUCAAAGAUAGCUGUGUCCUCGGAUGGAAUAAUAAAAAUAAUGGCAACGAGCUCCCAGUUAAUUUACAUUCGUUAUGCAAGGAAGGUGCGGAACAUGCUGGUGAUGAUCUAAGUACUUUUAAUUACUUGGCUUCCGGUGUUGUCGACGUUGCCUUCGUCAAUUUAAAAGUCAUAGAAAACAAAACGGAAGCGGGUGAUUUUUAUUACGAGAGAAUUGAUAAUAAGAAUAUAAAUCGUUUGCCUAAGUACAGAGUAUUAGGUCCGACUUUGGCGGAAGCUAUAAAAAGAGUUCCGUAUUUGCUCGCUUGGACGUCUCUCGGAUCGAUAAUGGCACACGAGAAUAUCACGAAUCUAAGACGCCAAGAAAUUUAUACGAUGCUACUUGAAAUGGAUAAGAUAUUUGGAAGAAAAUUCAAUGGACAAGCACCCACAUUCUUAUUAUACGGGCCUUACGAGGAUAAUCAUGGUGUUAUCUUUCCUGAUGGCACACGCUACUUACAGCUAUACGGUCAUCAAACAUUAAAGGGACGCAGUUACGAUGAAAUUAUAGAAGAGUUUGUGAAACAAGAAAUUUGCAAUGCUGCUAGUGCAUGGAUUUCUCGUCCAGAGAUUCUUUUCCCAUACAUGAUUAUAAUCUUCACUCUAAACAAAUUAUUGGAUUACUGUUGACGAUGGAUGGAUAGAUUAUGCUCUCUAUACAAUGUCAUAUAAAUAGGAUAGUUCAUUAUUGGUGACGUAAUAUAAUUUCGCAUAAAAAGAUAAAUUUUUUUAAGCAGUUUUACUUUCGAGAAAAUCAAAUUUGGAGCUUGAACAAUUAAAUAAUUAACAAAUUAAUUAAGUUUA